AUUCAUAUUUCCAAUUAUCAGGGUAAAUACAUCGGAAUUUCUCAAGGAUAGCAGGUUUAGUGAAUUGAGAAAUAGUGAGAGUGUAGGGAUAAAAUAAAACAAUAAACGAAAUGGAAGGGGAAUUCAAUAGAGAAUGUGAGGAAUAUGAUUGUCCUCCUUUAAGACAACAUUGGGAUAAAAUGGUAGAUAUCUUAUUGGCACAAACUGAUAAAAAAAGAUAGGAAAAAACAGAUAAAAGAACUAGGAGAAUGUACGCGCGAAAUUAUUGAACAUUAUGGUACUGAUUGUAUGGACAAAAAGGGAUCUCUGUUUCAGAAAGUGUGAAUAAAAGAGAAAAGAGCACAGGAAGCUGUUUUAAGACAGAGAAAAGAGGAAGUAGGGCUGUUGCACAAGCGAGCCCAUGCAAAGAAAGGAAAACAGUUAGAUAAAAUUUUUAGAAGAUGGUCUAGGGUCACACUUGCAGUAACUGUGUUGAAACCAAAGAAAAGGGAAGUGAACAGUAAGGACGCUGAAACCAAACUGAGUAAAAGAUAGGAAGUUGAGGCUGAGGCGAAGACUGAUCAGAUAGCAACGCCCACUGCCCCCACCAUACAGAGACUACUAAGAUCACUCACCCCCGUAAAACCCAACUAUAAGCCAGCAGCCGAAGGAGUUAGUGGUCAAUAGAGAACAUGAAAUUUAAACAUUGGGAUGGUAAAAAAGGAGCAGCAUACAUAAAUAGAUAAUUUCAAAGACUGAGAAGAAGCAUGUGAUGAAAACCAAAUGUCUAACUCUGUUACUAAUAGAAUUUUCAGGGCAGCAGUGUUACAAGGAGCUCCUGCUGGUGUGACCCAGCCCAUGGAACAGUCUCUUGAGGUACCAGGCAGUGAUGAUACUAAAUGGAAAAGGUAUGCAGUAGAUUUCAUAGACAAAGCAGUAGAAAGAGCAAAGAGGGAAGUGAGUUGCUAAAGCUGCAAAAGAACUUCUGAAACUGCAGUUUGAGGAGAGGAAGUCAGCUAAAAAUAAAAUAAGGGCCUGAAUGCCUCCCCACUUCCUGAAACAGACAACCCAAUAACACUGUUUACAGAUGAUAGCUGUCAAAGGGCAGAUGAUGGAACUCUGAAAGCAGGCUUUGCUGUGGUUAAAUUACAGAAUGAUCAAUUGGUCACCAUACAAUCUGGAACCCCUAAUUGGCAAACAAUCUGCACAAAAAGCAGAACUAUUGGCCCUAAUCAAUGCAUUGAGACACUCAAAAGGACAGUCUGUCAACAUCAACUCUGAUUCUGCAUAUGCAGUGUCCACAGCCCACGUGGAGCUGCCUGUGUGGAUCAGAUGUGGAUUCACAACUUCUUCUGGCCGGCCUAUUACUCAUGAGAAAGAAGCAAGAGAGCUCUCGGAAGCCAUAAUGUUGCCAGGCAAAGUGGCUAUUAUCAAGUGCACUGGUCAUUCUCAAGGAACUGACCUAAUAUUAAAAGGGAAUGAAGCAGCAGACUUGGCGGCAAAACGUGCCUCAGGCUACCUACAGGGUCAGUUUGUGGUCACAUCUGAGCCAGACGUGACAUCCCUCCUACCAGAAUUCUCAAGAGAAUUCUUAUCUGAGCAGCAAGACAUGGCUGCUCCUAAAGAAAAGUCUGUGUGGAAAAACAAAGGGGCAAUCAGACAUGAUGAUGGCCUUUGGACAGCACCUGAUGGUAGAGCUUUGCUCCCAGCGUCACUAGUCCCAAGCGUGUUGAAAGAAGCCCACACACCUGCACACUGUGGUGAUAAGCAAAUGUCGCGAGCAUUGCAAUCAUGGUGUCAUCCUUUUAUGCCACACCUAAUUUCUGGAUACAUAAAGACAUGUGACAUCUGUCAGAUGCACAAUGUCAAACCAACUAUGAAACCAUCUCAGGGAUCGUUCCCAUUGGCAAAUGGCCCUGGAGAUGAAGUUAUAAUUGAUUUCACUGACAUGAUUGAAAGGGUAAAUGGUAAACGAUACUUGCUUGUUAUGAUUGAUGCAUAUACUGGAUGGCCAGAGGCCUUCUCGGUGGGCAAGGAAGACAGCACUGCUGUCAUUAAAUGUCUGAUAAACCAUUACAUCCCACGUCGUGGUUUUCCAAGCUGGGUCAGAUCUGACAACGGCUCACACUUUAAAAAUGAACAUCUGGCUGAUGUGGAAAAGGCAUUGGGUUUAGUACACCAUUUCGGGGCAGUCUAUCACCCACAGUCACAAGGUAAGGUUGAGCGGUUGAAUCUAACAUUGAAAAACAAAUUGGCUAAAAUCUGUGCACAGACUAAAUUGACAUGGUUGGCUGCUCUUCCACUGGCUUUGAUGUCAGUAAGGAGCUCUGUGAGUAGGGCAACAGGAUACACGCCCUUUGAACUGUUGACUGGUCGCCAAUUUCCUGGCCCACUGACCCCACUACAAUUGGAACCAGUACAACCGUUAUCACACAAAAUUUACUAUGACAAAUUGACUGCUCUAAUUGAAUCUUUUGACAAAAUGUUACCAACUGAUUUUAGGGGACACAAAUAUCCAGCACCCCUACCUGACCGAACUUGGGACUGGGUGAGAUUGAGAAUCUACAGGCGUAAAUGGAAAGAGCCUCGCUGGUCUGCUCCAAUUAAGGUAAUUGCACGCACCUCUCACUGUGUUCGUCUUGCAGGAAAAGGUGACACUUGGUACCAUCUGAGCCAGUGCUGUCCGGUGGACCCGCCGUCCAGAUCAUUGAACGACACCAGAGUGGACCUUGCUUCGCAGGUCCAAGAGAGGGAGGAUACCACAGGAGGUGCAGGAGGGAGUGAGGGUACCACAAAAGGAGGUGACACACAAACACGUACACACGAUAGUAAUUUUCAUCCAUCACAAAGUAACCUACAAACUUUGCAGGUGGUCCACAAAACUGGGGAUUUAUUUACAGCCCCUAAAGGAGAAGCUGUAGCCCAUUGUGUCAGUGCAGACUGUGCAUUUGGAGCGGGCAUAGCGAAAAAAUUCAGAGAAAGAUAUGGGGUUGACAAGGUAAAGGCCCAGAAAAAAAAAAGAAAGGUGACUGUGCUAUAACUCACGAGGUAGACAGAAUAGUUUUCCACCUGAUCACAAAAACACUUG
Molecule: messenger RNA, 3067 nt
Organism: Danio aesculapii
Lineage: Eukaryota; Metazoa; Chordata; Actinopteri; Cypriniformes; Danionidae
Exons: 1
Coding region: 1133-3019 (628 amino acids)
Biological process (GO): DNA integration
Molecular function (GO): RNA-DNA hybrid ribonuclease activity; nucleic acid binding
Source: RefSeq, a predicted model, not a curated record